GGGGCGGGGCCGGGCCGCGGCGAUAUAAGAGGCGGCCCCGAGCGGCCCCGGCAGCUUUGGAAGGCGCCGAGCCGGGCGCGCACCGCUGAGACCCCGCCGCAGCCCCUGCCCUGCCCGCAGGCGAGAUCCGCGCCGCCGCCGCCCUGCCCCAGGUGAUGGUUUAGCAGCCGCUGCACAAGGCAGCAGCACAGCAGAGCUCGCAAAGCUGGCUCCCUGCGCCAUGGUCACGCACAGCAAGUUCCCCGCUGCUGGGAUGAGCCGCCCGCUGGACACCAGCCUGCGCCUCAAGACCUUCAGCUCCAAGAGCGAGUACCAGCUGGUGGUGAACGCUGUGCGCAAGCUGCAGGAGAGUGGCUUCUACUGGAGCGCAGUAACAGGCGGCGAGGCCAACCUGCUGCUGAGCGCCGAGCCGGCUGGCACCUUCCUCAUCAGAGACAGCUCCGACCAGCGGCACUUCUUCACCCUCAGUGUCAAGACGGAGUCGGGCACCAAGAACCUGCGCAUCCAGUGCGAGGGCGGCAGCUUCUCUCUGCAGAGCGACCCCCGCAGCAGCCAGCCCGUGCCCCGCUUCGACUGCGUCCUCAAGCUGGUGCAUCACUACAUGCCUCCUUCCCCGUGUUCCCUCCCCGAGCAGCCCGGGGGGACCCCACACCCGAAACGUGCCUACUACAUCUACUCUGGGGGCGAGAAAAUCCCGCUGGUGCUCAGCCGCCCGCUCUCCUCCAACGUGUCCAGCCUGCAGCACCUCUGCCGCAAGACCGUCAAUGGACACUUGGACUCCUACGAGAAGAUGACUCAACUGCCAGGCCCCAUCAAGGAGUUCCUGGACCAGUAUGAUGCCCCCCUCUAAGGAGUGCGGAGGAGGGAGCAGCACGUGGCACAAGCACAAAAGGGUAGGGGGCACAAUGAUCUACUGGAGCAUGAACUUGCAGGACAAAAACAGACCCCCUUCCCCUUUGGAAAGGGAGUGGGGGGAUGACCGUGAACUUAGGGGUGACCAAUGGGCCCUGCCCAGCACAGAGACGUCUGCAGUUGUGUCUGCGUGUUGGGGUUUGGAGCCCCUCUCGGUAAUGGCAGGAGGCUGACGUUACUUGACUAAGGAUUAACAUACUGAAGCUCCUGUACACAGCCUGCCUCCCCUUCUGCAGCCCAGGGAGAACUGUGUCUGUUUCUGGGGCGGUCCCACCAGAUAUGAGGGCAGCUGCUGGGAAGGAGCCGUGCUGAACCGUUUGCAAACAACACGUGCAAGGUGUGUACCUUGCAAACUGCUGUCGCUCAGCUGUGGCUCGGAUCCUCUCCCCCAUUUUCUGGCCACCAGGACCACACUGGAGCUGGUCUGGUAACAAAGCCGGCCUGAAGACCGUAGAAGGAAAGCACUGGAAUCCAGCUAGUGCCUGAGAACUCUUCCUCAGUUUUAAGGGGAAAGUGUUUUUUUUUUUUUUACCUCUCACCGCCUCCUUGUGGGUGGAAGCUCCUUUCACACCAAGCCCCAGACUUGGAGGAUGCUGCCUUUUUCCCUCACUACCAUUAUCCAGGGGACUAAGCCUUAAACUCCAUCCUCGUCCCACGGGUUGGGUUACUGCACAUUACAGGCAACAUUUACAAUGAUGGUCCAGGCUAUGAAUCGUGAAUCCCAGUCGGGAAAGGCGCCCGUCCCGAUGGCACAUCGGCACCAAGGAGUUUCAUGUGAGCAGGACGAGCACCAACGGGAUGAGUUGUUGUUAGACCGUUAUUCCGAAGUGCUGCCCCAUCCGGGCUUCUCCCAGAGCCUGCCCCAGACCCUGGACUCUCCGCUUCACAGAGGGCUCCAGAAGUUGGGAUUCUCUACAGUCUCUGGUUGGAUCUGGGGCUGCGGGUUUGCCUGGUCCCCAGCUGCACUGCUCCAUGGUGGCAACCGUGGCACUGAUCCCUACAGGAAUGUAGCAACAACGGAGCACCCUGGAACUGGUCCCUUGGUACCCGCUGUCCCUGUCGAGGUGGGGAAGGGCAGUUGGGUUUUUCUGGUUUUUAGAGAAAGCACCAUUUACAGCCCUGCCUGAAUCACAUCUUUUAUAAAGAUUCUGCCUUCACCUCCAGCCUUGAGGGCUGAGCUGAACAUGCUUGAAAACUCAACAUAAACCAAACUCAGAAGAAACUUUGCACAUAUUUAUAUUUAUAUUCAGAAAGGAAGCAUUUCUGUAAUUUAUAAUAAAGAGCACUAUUUUUUAAUGAAAA
Molecule: messenger RNA, 2214 nt
Organism: Chrysemys picta bellii (western painted turtle)
Lineage: Eukaryota; Metazoa; Chordata; Testudines; Emydidae
Gene: SOCS3
Product: suppressor of cytokine signaling 3
Biological process (GO): intracellular signal transduction; phosphatidylinositol phosphate biosynthetic process
Cellular component (GO): phosphatidylinositol 3-kinase complex
Molecular function (GO): 1-phosphatidylinositol-3-kinase regulator activity
Source: RefSeq, a predicted model, not a curated record